AUGGUUUCCCUUGAGAUUCCUGCCGAGUAUGGCUACGUCCUCCUCGCCGCAACCUCCACCUUCUUCGUCGGCUCCUGGCUCGGCGGCCGCGUAACCUCCUUCCGCAAAGCCGCCAAGGUCCCGUAUCCCUACGAAUACGCCUCCUACGAGCAAGUCCAGACCGCAUCUCCUCCCGCCUCGAAAGCAAUGCUGCAGUUCAACUGCGCCCAACGCGCGCACCAGAACUUCAACGAGAACCACGUGUCCGCGCUCGGCGCGAUGCUCAUCGCGGGAUUGAAAUAUCCGAUGGCGGCGGCAGUGCUGGGAGGUGUGUGGAGCGUGAACAGGGUGGUGUAUGCGAUCGGAUAUACGAAUGGCGCCGAGGGCGGGAAGGGAAGGUAUUAUGGUGUGCUGUGGAUGUUGGCGCAUUAUGUUAUGAUCGGUAUGGCUGGGAAGGCGGCCUGGGACUUGGCCAUGGCUUGA
Trematosphaeria pertusa is the source of this 462-nucleotide messenger RNA. Its product is annotated as membrane-associated proteins in eicosanoid and glutathione metabolism. NCBI's taxonomy places the organism in Eukaryota, Fungi, Ascomycota, Dothideomycetes, Pleosporales, Trematosphaeriaceae. Bases 1 to 462 code for a protein of 153 amino acids. Gene Ontology annotation, molecular function: glutathione transferase activity; glutathione peroxidase activity. Gene Ontology annotation, cellular component: membrane; nuclear envelope; endoplasmic reticulum. The transcript is spliced from 2 exons. The record is from RefSeq and is a predicted model, not a curated record.